Molecule: messenger RNA, 4614 nt
Organism: Entrophospora candida
Lineage: Eukaryota; Fungi; Glomeromycota; Glomeromycetes; Entrophosporales; Entrophosporaceae
Source: the annotation of a GenBank genome assembly
AUGGUCGAUUCAACGAAUCAACAAGUCAUUAAUAAUUAUCAAUUGGGUGACUGCCUUGGAAAAGGUGCGUUUGGCUCAGUUUACAGAGCAUUAAACUGGGAAACGGGCGAAGCCGUUGCUGUUAAAAAAAUAAAACUUAGUAAUAUACCUAAAUCAGAUCUAAAUUUUAUCAUGACUGAAAUAGAUUUAUUAAAAAAUCUAAAUCAUCCAAACAUUGUAAAAUAUAAAGGAUUUGUUAAAACAAGGGAGUUUCUAUUUAUAAUUUUAGAGUACUGUGAAAAUGGCUCAUUACACAAUAUUUGUAAAAAAUUUGGUAAAUUUCCUGAAAACCUUGUAGCAGUAUAUAUAAGUCAAGUGCUAGAAGGAUUAUUAUACCUACAUGAACAAGGUGUAAUACAUCGUGAUAUCAAGGGUGCGAACAUAUUAACCACAAAAGAAGGUUUAGUAAAACUGGCUGAUUUUGGUGUGGCAACUAAAACAACAACAUUGGGCGAUUUUGGUGUUGUUGGCUCUCCGUAUUGGAUGGCUCCAGAAAUUAUUGAAUUAUCAGGUGCGACCACAUCAUCGGAUAUUUGGAGCGUGGGAUGUGUCGUGAUUGAACUGUUGGAAGGCAAACCACCAUAUCAUCAUCUUGAUCCGAUGCCUGCACUUUUUCGAAUAGUGCAAGAUGAACAUCCUCCAUUGCCCGAGAGUGCAUCUCCGGCUGUAAAAGAUUUUUUAAUGCAGUGUUUCCAUAAAGAUAAAUACGAAGAAACAAUAAAAAGUGUACAAGAGUGGAACAAAGCAUUAAAAGCUUCAAAAUCUAAUAUUAAAUUACCACCAGCUUUUAAUAGGCGAAGGAAAAGUGAACAAAUUAAGUUACAAUUGUUAUCAUUACCAUCACCCGAUAAUGUUAACAGAAAGAAAUCAAUUGAUCAAGUAUCAAUAGUUGAUAAUAAUUGGGACAAUUUUGUUGAUUUAGGUUCAAAAAAUUUAACGGUAGUUAGUACAAACAAUGCACAAAAUAAUAGAUUAUCAAUGAAAAAAAAUAAUAUUGGUGGCGAUGAUGAUACCAAAAUUUCAAGUCCUAAAAAACAUUCGAAAGGUAAAGAACCUAUGGAAUCAUCUCAAAUCAAUGGUGAAACUAAUAUUAAUAAUACAAAUAGUCUUGAUACUGUUAUACAUUUAUCACAACAAAAUACAUUAACUAAAAAAAUCAAAAAAAUUACUUCAAGAGGCUCAUUAAAAUCAUCUGCAUCAUUUGAACCACCGUCACCAUCACCAUCACCAUCACUGACUUCGUCACCAUUAUUACAACAACAAAAAAGAUCUAAACCAUUACAAAUAAUAAGACCCAUAUCAUUAUCAGCACAGCAACAACAAAAACAACCAAUAAAACCAAUCUAUUCAACUUCUUUAACAGAAAAUCACAUCACAAUCUUUUCAUCAUCCCCAAACAACACCACCAAUGCAAGACCUAAAUCUCCUUAUCCUCCAAAUCUAUUUAAACAACAUCGUCGUAGGGUCAGUGAUUUAGAAGCCAACAAACGACCAUUUUCUUAUAUCAAUGGUCUACAAAAUUCUACAUCAUUAUCAUCUGCAUCGUCAUUACCAGAUGAUAAACCUUUACCACCAUUACCACGCUAUAAUAAAUCUCCUAAUUCUGCUGGCUUAGGAUUAUCAUUAUCAAGCCGGGUUUCAGCUCCUGUCCUACCAAGCAUUGAGAUACCUGAUUCUUAUUAUGAUAAAGUUCUGUCUACAAGUGCAACAAGUAAUAUGAGUAACGCAUCACCAAUCUCGCCACUUCGUGAUACACCAACUGGUGGUGAUAAACAAUCAUUAAUGAUUAAAUCAAGACCUACUAACAAUAGUUGGCUCGCCGAGGAUAUAAGUGACGAAGAUGAUCCAUUUGCAGAGAUUGAGGAGAAAUUUGACGAGAUGGACAUGGAAGCUUAUAUAGCUAGAGACAAAUAUGCUCAUGCGUGUUCAAGGCUAGAAGAACUUAUUAACGCGCUACUGCCUAAUGAGAGCGAAGAGAGAUUAUUGAUCACAUGUGGUUUAUUGAUUGAUCUUUUGAACGAACAUAAACAACUUAAAAGUCAUUUCAUCAUUUUUCAUGGCGUGAUACCGAUCAUUGAAAUAUUGGAAAUAUGUGUCUACUCAAGUGUAUUGACCAAGCUACUGAGAAUAAUUAACAUCAUCAUCGAGGAUAAUAUUAACUUGCAAGAAAAUUUAUGUCUGGUGGGUGGUAUACCUGUGAUAAUGAAUUUCACCUUGAAACGAUACUCAUAUGAUAUCAGAUUGGAGGCCGCAACUUUUAUAAAACACAUAUGUCACACCUCACCCAUUGUACUGCAAAUGUUUGUUUCGUGUAGAGGAUUGAAGGUUUUGGUGGAAUUUCUACAAGAGGAUUACAAUGACCGCAAGGAAUUGGUUUGGAUAGCUGUUAAUGGAAUCUGCAGCGUUUUUGAACUUCAGAGUCCAACUCCAAAAAAUGAUUUUUGUCGUCUAUUGGCAAAAAAUGGAUUGUUAGAUCCGUUGGCAAACACGCUUCACGAUGUUAUAAAGGACGAAGAUGAAAAGGCCUUCAUUUAUAUUAACAAAAUAAUCAAUAUAUUUUUACAAUUCUCACAAGCUGACACCUAUGUAACUGAAGUGAUGGCAACCAAAACUAAGGUGAUAUCAAGAAUUUUUGAAGAGUUGGAUGAAUUGCCAGCAAACAUGGUUGUCUCGUUGCUUAAAUGUAUAAAAAAUAUGUCAAUGAACUCGAACACUCUGGAUGCAUUACAAAAAGCGGGAGCUAUUCAAGUAUUGACCGCAGUGUUAGAUAAACAAAGUCCACCAUACAUCACCGAAAUCUCGAAUCAAGUUCUCAACACAAUGUUUAAUCUAUGUCGUAUAAACAAGUCAAGACAAGAGGAAGCGGCGAAAGCCGGGGUCAUACCACAUUUGCAAUAUUUUGCGUCUAAUAAAACACCACUAAAGCAAUUUUCUUUGCCUAUAUUAUGUGAUAUGGUACACACAGGCGAAUUGUGUCGUGACUUGUUGUGGAAACAUGAUGGCUUGCAGUUCUAUUUAGAAUUGUUGAUUGAUCCCUAUUGGCAAGUAAAUGCUUUGGAAGCAAUACUUGCUUGGCUACAAGAGGAAACACAAAAAGUUGAACCAAUUCUAUUGCAACCCAAAAAUGUUGGGCACAUGCUCGAAGCAUUUGUUACAGCAAAAGCAAACUCUUUUGAAAACGUUCUUGAACCAUUACACAUGAUAGCCCAGAAAUCGCCAUCAUUGUCAUGUGAAAUGGCUCAGCCUAAAUUUUUCAAACGCCUAUUACAACGUUUGUCACAUCCAAAAGCUGUUGUCAGGCUCAACUUGUUACGUAUAUUAAAAACCGUUUGUGAUUCGCAUCCACAACGUGAAGAUGUUAUAGCCAAAUAUGAAUUGUUUGACGUUAUUGAUAAAAUGAGCAAGAAUGACCAGGCGGUUUUGAUCAGAGAUCCUGGUAUAUCAUUAUCGUCAUUGGCUGUUAGCAAUCCGCCAGCAACAUCUUUAUCGCAAGACGUUAUAUCUGAGGAGGAAGAAUAUGCUACUAGUUUUUAUACCAAUAGUCAUGUACCGUUUACAUCAUUCAAAGAUAAUUUGGUUAACAAUUCUGCUUUGCCCGUUGAAGGAAAUCAAACUCAAAUACAACAAAUACAAAUAAAAAGACGUAAACGUGCUUUAUCAUCGCCAAUCACAUCUCAUUUAUCGACAAUAUCAGAACAAGAAACAGUAAAACCUAAAAGACCUUUAUCGACUCCAUUUGAAUUAUCAUUGGAUCAAGUGAUUGAACAAGGAGGAGACAAGAAAACUUCUUCGACUUCUAUUUCCUCAACUCCAAUAAUACCUAAUAGUAAUUAUAGACAACAACAGCAACAAUUGCCUUCUCAAAAGAAAAGACCAGUUUCUUUUGUUUCACAUCCACCAAAUGGCAAUGAUUCAAUUAAACUUCCUCGUUCAAUCUCAUUAAAAAAUCGUAAAAAUUCUCAACAACAAAAAAUUUUAUCAUCAGCAUCAUCUACACAUUCGUCGAUUAACAACAACGAACAACAUUUAUCAACAAUAAGAUCAAGUGUAUCAGCUACUUCUACCGACACAAAUACUUCUACCAACUAUUACAACUACAAUAAUGAUUCAGGAGCUGUCUCACUUUUCCCAUAUGAUCAUAUUCGUAAAAGAGAAAGUUCACGAAAAAUUAAAGGUAUAGCUUAUAACAGAUCAUAUAAUAGACAAGCUAUGAAUGAAGAGGAGGCAACAGAAUCUGUAGCACCAUCAAUUAAUUCAAUUGGUUCAACAAAUAUUGAAACAGAAGGUGGCGUUAUAGCAAUGAAAUUUGGAACAAAUUCUUCUAGUGCUACUACUGCUACUAAUGCAAGUAUGAAAGGAACGAAAAAUGAACACACGGAUCGUCAUCAUCAUUUACAAUCUUCAAUGUUUGUAUGGUUGAAAAAAAGAAUGAUGGGAGGUGGGAAUAGUAAGAUUAAGAAAGGUAAUCAUAACAGUGGUGGUAAUAGUAAUAUUGGUGGCAGUAAUAAUAAUCGAAAUGAUGAUAUUGGUCGCAAUAACGAGAAUAGUACUAAUCAGAGAGAAAAUAGGAAUUGA